AUGGGGCGAUUCACACUGGAAGUGCUCGCAGCGAUCGAGUUCAGUAUUCAUUUCUACGUGGAGGUCAUGUACUGCUCCCAGACGCUGCUGGACCAGCUCGAUCUCGAAGUUGGCAGUGAACUUGACGAUGUCCGCACGGCAUAGGCCCACACUCCAUCUUUGGCAGGCUUCUUCUUGCUUCCACCGAAUGUAGCUGCUUGCUGUGGACAGAUUGACGGUUGCGAGACGCUGUGAGACGGCAGUGCAUGCGCAAACUCGAGGCCAACCCGUUCAGUUACGCGUGGAGCUGCGCCCGCUGUAGUUGUUGCUGUUGGUGUCGCCAACUAUGGCGAUUGGGUCGGCACUUUUGAAAAUAAAUAAAUAAACCUCCUCAACUUAAUGUCA
This is a messenger RNA of Phytophthora nicotianae INRA-310, 384 nucleotides long. RefSeq lists its product as hypothetical. Lineage: Eukaryota; Oomycota; Peronosporomycetes; Peronosporales; Peronosporaceae. The transcript is spliced from 2 exons. The coding region runs from base 1 to 144 and encodes 47 amino acids. The record is from RefSeq and is a predicted model, not a curated record.